Dromiciops gliroides (monito del monte) is the source of this 5058-nucleotide messenger RNA. RefSeq names its product vezatin, adherens junctions transmembrane protein (gene VEZT). The coding region runs from base 101 to 2530 and encodes 809 amino acids. Gene Ontology annotation, cellular component: plasma membrane. Lineage: Eukaryota; Metazoa; Chordata; Mammalia; Microbiotheria; Microbiotheriidae. The transcript is spliced from 12 exons. Gene Ontology annotation, molecular function: myosin binding. The record is from RefSeq and is a predicted model, not a curated record. Gene Ontology annotation, biological process: cell-cell adhesion.
GAGCCGCUCUGGAGCCAGGCUUGGGACCCGCACGUCCCGCCCCCCGGGCUGACGGACUUCAUUUCCCAUCGUGCCGGGGCGGGUGGCAUGGCGGAGAAGGAUGACACCGGAGUUUGACGAAGAAGUGGUAUUUGAGAAUUCUCCACUUUACCAGUACUUGCAAGAUUUGGGACAGACUGACUUUGAAAUAUGUACUUCCGUGUCACCAAAAGCAGAACAAUGCACCUCCGAGGAGGCACAGCAAGAGAAUUCUACCAAGAUGCCAUCAAAUGGUAUCCUGUUAAACUUGGCUGAAAGCUUCAACAGGUGGUUGUCACUGUUUCAGUGCUGUAGGAAUGAUGACUUGCUCCACAAAUUGGAUGUGGGAUUCCGACUUGACUCCCUCCAUACCAUCUUGCAACAGGAAGUCCUGCUACAAGAGGAUGUGGAACUGAUUGAGCUCCUUGACCCCAGUAUCCUGUCUACAGGGCAGCCUCGGCAACAGGAAGAUGGACACCUUCCAACUCUCCGCUCCCUAGCAACUCCUAAUAUUUGGGAUGUCUCAAUGCUGCUAGGCUACGUUAGUUUCUUCAUUAUGAUUCCUGCUUGGUGGGACAUCUCUUCGUGGCCACUGUGGGCACUAAUUCUCAUUGUUUACUUGGUUAUAAGAGCUGCGGGCUGGUGGAGGACAGCCAGAUUACAAAUGACUCUAAGGAAAUACAACGUCCAGCUAGAAGAUACAGUAGCCAAUAGCCGUGCUUUUACCAACCUUGUAAGAAAGUCUUUACGACUCAUUCAAGAGACUGAAGUCAUUUCCAGAGGAUUUACCCUUUUGCUUGACAGGGUCAGUGCUGCUUGCCCAUUCAACAAAGCCGGACAGCAUCCUAGUCAGCAUCUCAUCGGCCUUCGGAAAGCUGUCUACCGAACUGUAAGAGCCAACUUCCGAGCUGCGAGGCUAGCCACCCUCUAUAUGCUGAAAAACUACCCUCUGAAUUCGGAGAGUGACAACGUGACCAACUACAUCUGUGUGGUACCUUUUAAGGAGCUGGGCCUGGGACUGAGUGAAGAGCAGGUGUCAGAAGAAGAGGCCCAUAACCUAACAGAUGGCUUCAGCCUGCCUGCACUGAAGGUUUUGUUCCAGCUCUGGGUAGGACAGAGUUCAGAGUUCUUCCGAAGGCUGGCACUGCUCCUGUCGACUGUGAAUGCCCCCCGGGGGCCCUUCCUCACACCUACUCUUUCCUCUCAUCGUGUCCUGUAUGAUGUGACUCAAGGUCUACCUCAUGCACAUGCUGCCUGUUUGGAAGAACUGAAGCGCAGCUAUGAGUUCUAUAGAUAUUUUGAAACUCAGCAUCGGUCCGAGGCACAACGUUUGUCAAAAACGAAGCAGAAAUCAAAAGAACUGAACAGUCUUCACACAGCAGUGCGCAGCCUCCAGCUCCAUCUGAAAGCAUUGCUGAAUGAGGUUAUAAUUCUGGAGGAUGAACUUGAAAAGCUUGUUGGUAUGAAGGAAGCACAUGCACUAGCAUCAGAGGCCUAUCAAGUCCUGGAGCAGAAGUUAAAGUUGCUCCAGCCUCGAGUUCAAGCUAGCAACAGUUGCUGGGAAGAGGCUCUUUCUCAAGUAGAUAAACUGGUACGAAGAAAUUCAGAUAAAAAAGGCAAACCUGAAGUAGCAUGUGAAACCCCACAGUGUACCACAGUACCUUUGCCACAACCUGCACUGCAUAUCGAGGACAAGGACCCAAUACCUGAAGAGCAGGAAUUAGAAGCUUAUGUGGAUGAUACAGACAUGGACAGCGAUUUCAGAAGGGAAGACUUUUAUUAUUUGUCCCAAGAAGACAGAGAGAGGCAGAAACGGGAGCGGGAAGAAUCUAAAAGAGUAUUACAGGAAUUAAAAUCAGUGUUAGGAUUUAAAGCCUCAGAAUCGGAGAGGCAAAAAUGGAAGCAGCUUCUCUUUAGUGAUCAUGCUGUGAUGAAACCCUUGUCUCCUGUAGAACCAUUGGAACCCAUAAAUAUUUCAGAAUCAUCUGUGAAUUCAAAUAAGAAAAAGGAUGGUCCUAAAGGGGAAGGUGACCCCGAAGCGGGAAAUAGUGAACUAAACCCUACCCCAAAUGACACUGAAAUAAGUAGGACUGAGUAUUUAUGUGACAAUCCUUCGGACUGUCCAAAUAAAGACAAUGCCGUGAAGGCAGGCUGUUUGGCAGAGGCUGAAGAAAGAAUAUGUUACCAAUGCGAGAGUGAAGAUGGGCCUGAGCACACCACCAAGGGUGGCGUGGAGACACUUCAGCCGGCACUCAGUGACUCUUUACAGGCCUCCAUCCGAGAGAGGCUGGCUCGCCUCCACCCAGCACCAGAUUUCAGCAUCACUUCUGGUCUUGCUGCGCAAGUGGCUGCAAGGUCUCUCACGUUUACCAACAUGGAGGAACAGACUUUUGAAGAUAGUGAGAUAGAGGAGGAAGAUGAAGAAGGAGAACAGCAAACGAGAGGAGAAACGGAAAACGAGGUAGAAGAAAGCAAGAACAAAGAAACAAAUGUAGAAAAUAAAGGAAUAUAAUCUCAGCACUUAUGAAACAUUGUCUUAGUUUCUUAGCUGGAUAAAGAAGUUUAAAGUGUUCCAUUAAAAGGGAUGGUGAAUGUAAGGAGUUUACUUUAUAAGGCUUCACAGAGAAAUUCAUAGUUGGAAAAACUGAUCUAAAUUAUUUACUCUUAAAUGGCGCAUUGGGAGAAUGUUUCCAUUUUCUUGCAUAUGUGGGGAUAUGUCUCCCUAGAGGAAACUGCUAUUUUAUUAUUAUGACAUUGACUGAUACUAUGGAGACAAUUUCAAGAUUUUGUCAGUUUAUCACUUUUAAUACAAAACGUGUACUUCCUAUUUCUGGGCCUGAAUUUGCGAUUGAAAAAGGUAAUUGGAAUCACACUAAAAGAACAUGAGUAUUUGUUAUGAUGCCUUCUCCACCACUUUAUUACUACCUUUGCACUUAGUAACUGUAGUACGUGUGUGUUCAUGGAAAGUCAUCUGUAAUUGCUUUAGUUCAUUACAAUCCUAGAACAAGAGUAUAGGUUUAAAUAAAAAUAUCCAACUAUCCAUAUAAUUUAUGUGUCCUAGGGUUUGGGGUUGGAAAAUUAGUUCCAAGAUAACUAGAGUUCCACCUUUGUGAUUGUCCAUGUUUCUUUAUUUGUGUGUGUAUUGAUUAGCAAAUUGUCAGGUGGGUUAAUGACCUUUUGUGGGUUUUUUAGUGUAACAUUUAGGUGAAAAACCUUUUGAUUUUUCUCUUGGUGUAUGUUAUUUCUUUAAUUUCCUUUCUUUUGGUUAUCAAAUUUGCUUUCUGUUGGCUAUCAAAAGAACAACACAAUCCAGUUUGGUUAUUCCCUAGGUUAAAAGGCAUUAUGAUAUAGUGUAGAUUAUCUUUGGGUUUCAUAAAAUUACACAUUCAGAUUCUGCUACUUAACUGUUUAAGUGAAGCUGAUUGUUUUCAAAAGUCAUCAUACUGUUCUACGCAGAUGGUUGAGAUCCUUUAUACUUUUAGGAAGAGUAAAAUGUUUGUUUUGGCCAAAAUUCUAGGACCUAUCAGGAAAUUACUGUGACUGUAUAUCUGGGAGCCUGCUGCAUUUUCUUAAAAAUAUUUAAUGAAAUUUAAGAGAAAAAUGCCUUCUAUGUAUUGUGUCAUCAUAUAUUCCCAUAUAAACUAUUGGCUUUUUUCUCUUAGUUUUUAAUGUUUGUCAUCCUCUUGUGAGCAGCAUUUGUUUCCUUGUGGUACAAGGUAUUAGAAAAGGAUCGCUUUAGGAAACACGUCCUUAAUGUUACUGCCCAUUUCCUCUGAUGUUUGCCUAGACGUGGUUUUGUUUUCAGUGUGGAAUAUUCUCAGAAAAUUUAAUCAAGGGUUGCUAACUUUCCUACUUGGCCCUUUUUUAUUCACCGUUAACAAUUUUCAUGUGAAAAUGUUAUUUGUUGCAACCAUGAUAUUGGGUCUUGGAAGGUUAUUUGAUUUUCUUAAUUUUCUUUAUUCUUCUGCACAGUUUCCAAGAUUGAUCUUUCAUCUUUUGAAAUCAUUUCAGUUACAUGUGAAUGUCAUCUUCUCUGGUAGUAGUCGGUGAUUAUGCUUCUCUGAAGAUUUAAUAGUAAUACCGUUUCACUUUACCAUAUAUCCCCUACAUAGACCAUAUAGACUAGAACAACAGAAGCAUUUUGGCUAGUUAUCUUUGUUCUGUUAUUUGGUUCCCAGCUAGUCCAUUAGCCACUACAGGUGCUAAAAUUAUUGGGGAGGGACAUUAGACCAUCAUCCCUUACCCAGUGAUUGUUUGCCUCGAUUGGGAGAGAGGGAUAGAAGGGAGAAAACUUAGACUUCUACACCUCCUGGCUCAACAAGGUGACUCUUUUGCUACAAAGAUAUCCCAACAGUUUUUACAGACAUGGCAUUUCUUCAGUCUCCCUAAAACUAAAGAGAAAUCUUGGCCACAGAGUGUAUCUGUAACAAGCUAUAAACGAAAGGGGCAGAUGUUUAGAUUAUACAAUGACUCCAUUAGAAUCAGUAGCAUCUUUGUCGCAAUAUAAAUUAUUCUUUUAAUAAAUUGGAUUUUUCUCUAAAAGUACAUGUCCUAAUUAUUUGAAGACCUUUUUAUCUGUCAGUAACUACCAUCAAGAAGGGUGGUAGCUUCUCUUCUAGUCUUAUACAAUAUAAGUCCCUUAAGACCAAAGGAUCAUUGAUUUAAAGAUGGAAAGGACUCUUCAAGCUCACCUAGACCAACCCCCUCAGUUCGGCAUAGAGGAAACUGGGGGCCACAGCAGUUAUGUAAUUUGCCCACAAUCACACACAAAGCAAGGGGCAGAGGCAGGUUUGGAACCCAACUCCCUGCACUCCAGAGACACCACUUCUUCCAUUUCAUCAUACAAGUUGUGAUUGUACUGUCAAAAAACAGAAAAUAGACUUUAUCCUAUGCCUUUCAUUUAUGUGGUUCUGAUUGGAGAAAUUAUUUAGAUAGCUUGUUCUGCUAAAUUUCAAAAACAUUCUUGGGGCGGCUAGGUGGCGCAGUGGAUAAAGCACUGGCCCUGGAGUCAGGAGUACCUGAGUUCAAAUCCCGCCUCAG